UUCGAAAAUUUCAUUUUUCUAUUAUUUGCCAAUUCAACCUUCACCUUUCAUCCUUCAGCUGUACCAACUGCACAGCUGUCGAUUCAAACGAGCUAAAAAAGAAUUUAUUUUUUAUGACUGGCGGAUUCCUGCGCUGGAAGAACCAUGCAGAACGGCUGCUGCGCUUCAACCACAUGACAAUGACACUCAGUGCCGAGCCCCUUCGGGCGGUCGAGCCAGAGCUGCACGCUCUGCACAGGAACGCUCGUGACCACCGCCAUAGUCAUCAGCAGUUCUCGCCCCACAGCAUGAAUGCAACAGCGACAAUCCAAUACACAUUUGAUUCAACGUCCAAUUUCCCUCGCCCGUUUCUUACUGACACCCCCCGGUUUCACUCGUCCUUUGAUCCUAGCCUGCGGCACCUGCCGUGUAUUCUUUUUCUCCACGGGAACGAUCCCGGCGGCUUUGACGUUGCGCGGUGGAUGGCAGGCGGCCUGUCGCACGUGCACCAGCUUCGCAACCCGCUAAUGCCCAGCCAGUUCGGAACGUACUCUGUAUAUAACGUGCAGGAUCGACCAAGGGUUUAUGAAGGCCAUUCUGCAUUCGAUGCUGGCGAACCGGCGUGGUCACGACUAAAAUCUGGCACAGCCAACGAAUGCACCGAUGUUUUUGCGUCCCGCCCCGAGUUUGCCGAACCAAUGCCUCCGCUGGGUCUUUUGAGCAUCUCACGUCCCGGCUACCUCGAAUCCUCGCCAUCCAACGCACCCACUCUUACAGCACAGGCCACUGCGAUUGCGCAGCUGGUGGAGAAUCUGCGUGUUCCAUCUAUACACAUAAUCGCGCACAAGGUGGCUGCCCCGGUCGCGCUAGAGAUGGCUGGGCUGGCCGGGUUCCGGAAUCGGAUUAGGUCAAUGUCGCUUAUUGACGCCCAGCUGUCUCCGCAGAAGCGGUCGCAGCGGCUAUCCGAGCGGCUGAAUCUUUUGGGCCCCGAAUGGGCUCGGACGCGAGCGGCCUACAACGCUCUUGCGCGCACAGCCAGCGACAGCUAUUUUAGACAAGCCGUCGCCGAGAUCUGCGGCACUGAAAGCAUGGCCGAGAUCAGCGACGAUCCCGCGAUGGCACAGCUGUACGAAGGAAUUGGCGUGUUUUUUACGCAUUGGAACUCGCGCAAGCCCGGUGUGCUGGCCGACAUUUUGAUGUGGGACAAGCUCGAUCGCAAGUCUUGGAGUAUGGUGAAGACACCCUUGCUGUGCAUAACGAGCACAGGGCAGACAUAUACGGAUGGAGGCCUUGGCUUUGACGAGGAGGCACAGACAAAAGAGGAUGCCGUUAGAGCAGCCCUGGUCACAACACGCAGCAAGCCAGAGUUUACUCGGCUAUAUGGCUCUGGAAGGAUGCUGUUUCCGUUGGCCAGGACCAGCAAAAUGUGUCUCGACUUUAUUUAUCGCCACCAAGGCUAACAAGCGCGCUCUGGGUGCAUUUUUGUGCUGGAGUGUGCCAAUUUUGUGUAAUUUAAUUUUAUCUUGGCUUUUUGUAUCUCAGGACUGCCAUUCCCCGCAUUCUCUUACUGCAUUAAGCAACCGAAAAGAUUGUUUGCUUUGGGGAAUGUGCGCAUUUGUAACAAUGUUGUCAUAUUUUGUAACAUUUACUGCUUAAAUGCCGCGAUGUGUCGAAAUUGAC
Kickxella alabastrina is the source of this 1659-nucleotide messenger RNA. RefSeq lists its product as uncharacterized. The transcript has a single exon. Lineage: Eukaryota; Fungi; Kickxellomycota; Kickxellomycetes; Kickxellales; Kickxellaceae. The record is from RefSeq and is a predicted model, not a curated record. Bases 114 to 1439 code for a protein of 441 amino acids.